Sorghum bicolor (sorghum) is the source of this 1175-nucleotide messenger RNA. Its product is annotated as dehydration-responsive element-binding protein 2D. The coding region runs from base 218 to 934 and encodes 238 amino acids. NCBI's taxonomy places the organism in Eukaryota, Viridiplantae, Streptophyta, Magnoliopsida, Poales, Poaceae. Gene Ontology annotation, biological process: positive regulation of DNA-templated transcription; response to stress. Gene Ontology annotation, molecular function: transcription cis-regulatory region binding; DNA-binding transcription factor activity. Gene Ontology annotation, cellular component: nucleus. The record is from RefSeq and is a predicted model, not a curated record. The transcript has 2 exons.
UGCCGCGCCUCUCAUUGAUUACUAGCGUGCCCCCUCCUCACCUGCUGCUGACCUUUGAUCGACCAGGAUUUCCCCCGUCUUCCAGCGCAAGCCACACUGGGAGUAGUAUAUUAUAAUAUAAUAAUAGGCACAAGGGGAGGGGCCGCGGCCAGGGGCGGAGAGGGAAGUGGUCGAUCGACGAUUCCACACGGUUCUCCUGCUGAAGAAAGGAGGAGCCAUGGGAGUGGGACUGAAGAGGCAGGAAAUGUGGCGGGCGGCGGCGGCGGCGGCGGCGGCGGCUCCGGCUCCGACGGCGAGCGCAGCAGGAAGGCAGCAAGCCGUCGCCAGCAACAGUGCCACCGCCAAGCCGUUGGCCGAAAGGUUUCGGCCGGCACAGCGAGGGAUGGGUGGCCCAGACAACGCGUGCCACAACUUCCGCGGUGUCCGGCAGCGCCGGUGGGGCAAGUGGGUGGCCGAGAUCCGCGAGCCCAACCGCGGCAAGCGCCACUGGCUGGGCACCUUCGACAACCCCUUCGACGCGGCCGUCGCCUACGACCGGGCGGCCGUGUCCAUCCACGGCGCCCACUACGCGCACCUCAACUUCCCCGCGGACCACGCCGCCGCGGCGCCGGCCCAAUGCCAUCCAUCGUCCUGCUCUGCCGCCGCCACCACCGCCGACGUGUUCCAGGAGCACGAGGCAAAGCCAAGGGUUGCCGCUGCGCUGGGCGGCGGCGCAGUGACCGUCAGCCAGCAGCAGCCGCAGCAGCAGGGCACUCCAUGGAUUUCGCCUGAUGCUCCGUUCGGCGACGACUCUCAUGACAUUGCCAUGUACCUCGAUUUCGAUGCGGUAUCCGACAUGGUGCCCUUCUAUCCUGGCAUCAAGAGAGAGGAUUGCCAGCAUCAGGUAUUCGACGCCAACGCCGUUCACUCGCCGGUGUGGGCGCUGGGUGACUGAAAUGCUAUCUGAGGCAGGGUGAGAUGGAAACUUUGGUGACUUCAGUAGCAUCUGAUGGUUGUGGCAUGAUUAGUAGUGGAAUUUAGCUUUGCUGCUAGUUUCUUUAGAAUUCAGAUUGUUUAGCUAAGCUAGUAAUCAGUAGGAUUGUAGUGAUCUGCUGGUGGAAUGCUGUACAGGCUCAGAGAUCAACCUUUUGUUCCCGAUUACUAUGGAAUUUACUGAUGCACCUCAUGUCGUGAAA